AUGGGUAUAUUAUCCAUGGCUACAAGUGCAGCAUUUGCUUUCUUCGUUUGCUUUCUCAUCAGCAUUGCAACAUUCCAUGUUUGCUUCUGCAAUGGAAUUAGCAGCAGCGCCAAUCAUACUCAUAAUAAUAUCACUUGCUUCGAAAAUGAGAGAGAAGCCCUUGUUAAGUUCAAGCAAGAUUUGAAAGACCCUUCGAAUCGGUUGUCCUCUUGGGAUAUCGAGGAGGAUUGUUGCCAAUGGGCCGGAGUUGUCUGUGACAACUUUACUGGUCAUAUCCGAGAGAUCCAACUUCAGAGUCCUUAUUAUAGGGAUUCUUCUGUCAUAACUUUUGCUGAAUAUGAAGCUUAUAUGAGUCAUAAAUUACGUGGAAAGGUAAAUCCCUCUUUGCUUGAUUUGAAGCACCUCCAAUAUCUGGACUUGAGCAACAAUGAUUUCGAAGGGACUUCCAUCCCUAGCUUCAUUGGCUCCAUUGCAAAUUUGAGAUACCUCAACCUGUCCCUUGCCAGAUUCCACGGAGCCAUUCCUCCUCAACUGGGGAAUCUCACUAAGAUCCAUUAUAUGGGUCUCAUGAGUGGCUUUGAAGAUAACAAUGAACCGGUGCUACACAGUGAUGGAAAUUUGCAUUGGCUUUCGGGCCUUGCUUCUCUACAACACCUCGAUAUGAGUUGUAUAGACCUCAGCAAGGCGUUGGAUUGGCUACAGGUGACGAGCAACCUCCCUUCACUGGUAGAAUUACACCUGUUUUAUUGUCGACUCGAGUAUGCCUUCUCUCCUUCUUCAACUAACAAAAUUAACUUUACAUCACUUGACAUCCUCGACCUUUCCUAUAACAAUCUUGGAUCGUCUGUACCAGGUUGGAUAUUUAGUCUUAAUCACCUAGUCUCCCUUAAUUUGAUGGAAUGUGGCUUUUAUGGUCCAAUUCCUAGUGGUCUUCAAAACAUGACUUUUCUCAAAGUUCUUGAUUGGUCUGGGAAUCCUUCAAAUUCUGCCAUACCGAGUUGGUUGUAUAGUUUACGUCAUCUUGAGUCACUCAUUCUCCAAGGGAAUCUUUUGCAUGGUGCGAUGUCAAUUGCCAUUGGAAACUUGACUUCCCUCAUUAGCCUACGGAUUAAUAGCAAUUCUUUAUCAGGUCCCAUUCCAGUGUCGAUAGGAAGAUUAUCAUCUUUGAUAAUAUUAGAUCUUUCCUAUAAUAAGUUCAAUGGGACUCUUCCUAAAAAUCUUUGGCAACUUGGAAAGUUAGAAGGCUUGUUGAUACGUUAUAAUUUGUUGCAUGGUGUCAUCUCUGAUGUUCACUUUGCCAAUCUCACGAGAUUGCGUUACCUACAAGCUGGUGGAAACAGUUUAACUUUAAAAGCAAGUGAGAAUUGGGUUCCCCCUUUCCAACUUGAAAUUUUGAAUUUGGAGUCUUGGCAAUUAGGUACACAGUUUCCUUUGUGGCUUCCAUCUCAAAGGAAGUUGCAAUAUUUGAGCAUAGCCAACACAAGAAUUUCAGAAUCCAUUCCUACAUGGUUUUGGCCCUCUUUUCCCAAUUUAAAGUACGUAAACCUCUCUCGCAACCAAAUUCGUGGAGAGAUUUCAAGCUUACGUAAUGUUGGUCGUCUUAACGUGAUUGACCUUAGUUCCAACCACUUCAGCGGUACGCUACCCCUCGUCCCCUCUAAUUUGAAUUGGCUAGAUCUUUCGAAUAACUUUUUUUCGAGGUCUAUGUACCAUGUGUUAUGUGGCAAAGGAGAGGAACCAAACAACGAUAUGUUCUUUCUCAAUUUGGGAGAUAACCUUUUGUCAGGAAAAAUUCCUGACUGUUGGAAGCAUCCAUACCUGCAAAUGAUCAAAUUAGAAAACAACAGUCUGGCGGGUAGCAUUCCAAACUCCAUCGGACAGUUAAGUCGCCUUCAAUCGUUGCACUUGCGGCAUAACAACCUCUCAGGAGAACUACCCCGGACUCUACAAAAUUGCUCAAUUUUGCGGGUCAUCGACCUUAGUGAAAAUAGAUUUGCUGGAAGCAUUCCACUGUGGAUUGGCAAUUCAUUUUUGACCUUGAUAGAUUUGAAUCUGCGUUCAAAUAAAUUUUCAGGUGACCUUCCACAUGAACUAUGUCGUUUAAGCUCUCUUCAAAUCUUGGACGUUGCACACAACAAUCUAUCGGGUUCCAUGCCUAGAUGUUUCGCCAAUUUUAGCGCCAUGGCAGAAAUAAAUAACUCACGUAACCCAAUAUUUUACCAUAUUGGUUACGGAAUUGCAGAUAAUUUAUUUCUGGUGACCAAAGGCAGAUAUGUUGAAUAUAGCACCACUCUUGGAUUGGUGACAAACAUGGAUCUUUCGAGAAACAAUUUGUCUGGAGAGAUUCCUGAUGAACUCACUGAACUUAGGGGGUUGUGGUCAUUGAAUUUGUCUGGCAAUCAUUUGACAGGAAGAAUCCCAAGGAAUAUUGGUGAUAUGAGACAACUAGAAUCCCUUGAUUUCUCACUAAAUCAACUUUUUGGGGAAAUUCCUUCGAGCAUUUCGAGUUUGACAUUCUUGAGUCACUUGAACUUGUCCUAUAACAAUUUGACGGGAAAGAUUCCAUCAAGUACUCAACUUCAAAGCAUGAACGAUUCCAGCUUUCUGGGCAACAAGCUUUGUGGGCCUCCACUCACAAGCUGCAACCCAAAGAAGCCAAUCCCUGCUCAAGUUGAUCCACCUGGAAGUGAAGAAAAUGGAGAGGGAUCUUUGGAAGCAUUGUUCUUUGCCAGCAUGGCCCUUGGAUUCGCAGUUGGGUUUUGGAUUGUGUUGGGUCCUUUAUUAUUCAAGAGAUCUUGGAGAAUUGCUUAUUUCCGGGUGCUAGAAGACAUUUGGCACAAGCUUUGGGAUUUCAUUUCUUAA
This is a messenger RNA of Rhododendron vialii, 2862 nucleotides long. RefSeq names its product receptor-like protein EIX2. The transcript has a single exon. Lineage: Eukaryota; Viridiplantae; Streptophyta; Magnoliopsida; Ericales; Ericaceae. The record is from RefSeq and is a predicted model, not a curated record. Bases 1 to 2862 code for a protein of 953 amino acids. Gene Ontology annotation, molecular function: protein binding.